AUGCUGGACAAUGAUUGGAGUGCGGACACAGCGUCUUUCUGCUCAGUGUGCCGGACAACGGUGCAGGCGGACAUCGUUUUUCUGGUGGAUGAGUCGUGGAGCGUCGGCCUAAGCAGCUUCUCCAGAGUGAAGGACUUCAUCUCGGCUGUGGUCUCGUACUUUCCAGAUCAUGUGGUGGGCUCUGAGGGAGUCCGCUUUGGGGUCACUGUGUUUGGCGAUAUCCCCAGGAUGCAGAUAGCGCUGACAGACUACAGCUCGCGGGAGGACGUCCUUAAGGCCGUCAAAGAGCUCACAUAUGAGGGAGGCUCCAGGAAGAUGGCUGUGGCUCUGAAAUACCUGGUGGACAACGUUUUCAGUGCGGCCAUCGUCCGAGACCAUGCCCCCAAGAUCACUGUGUUGAUCACGAAUGGGCGUUCAGAUGACCAGAUUGGAUCGGCGGCCCAGAAAGUUGUUGACAAUGGCAUUUCUCUUUUUGCGAUUGGAGAGUCUCUGUUGGCAGAGGUAAUCCAGCAGCAGUACCGCGUCUUAAACCCAAAUAAAAUAUAG
Molecule: messenger RNA, 546 nt
Organism: Knipowitschia caucasica
Lineage: Eukaryota; Metazoa; Chordata; Actinopteri; Gobiiformes; Gobiidae
Source: the annotation of a GenBank genome assembly